Messenger RNA from Nicrophorus vespilloides, 614 nucleotides. RefSeq names its product pupal cuticle protein C1B-like. Lineage: Eukaryota; Metazoa; Arthropoda; Insecta; Coleoptera; Silphidae. The record is from RefSeq and is a predicted model, not a curated record. Bases 36 to 596 code for a protein of 186 amino acids. The transcript has a single exon.
UAGUCGACGUAAACACAACACAGACCUAAAACAAAAUGUUCAAAUUGGUGGUGUUGUCUGCUCUUUUGGCCGUUGCCAGCGCUGGAGUCUUCCAUGGUGCCGCUUACAGCAUCCCAACUGCCGUAAGCCACCAAUCCAGGACCGAUGUCUUCAGCAAACCAGUUGUAGCUUACUCUGCUGCUCCAGUCGUUGCUGCUUACACCGCUCCAGUUGUGAAGACCGUUGCCGCCGCUCCAGUAGCUUACACCUCUCCUUUGGCGUACAACACUUACGCUGCUUACUCCGCUCCAGUUGUUAAGACCAUUGCUGCUGCUCCAGUAGCUUACUCUGCUCCAAUUAUUAAGACUGUAGCUGCUGCUCCAGUAGCUUACACCGCCGCUGUCGCCAUCCCAACCGCCGUAAGCCAUCAAUCCAGGACCGAUGUCUACAGCAAACCAGUCGUAGCUUACUCUGCUGCUCCAGUAGUUUCUGCUGCUUACACCGCUCCAAUUGCCACCGCAGCCUACGCCGCUCCAGUAGCUUACAAAUACGCUGCUUCUCCAUAUGCUUACACCGGUUACGGAUACGCCGGAAAAUUGGCUUACGCCCACUAUUGAGCAACGUCGACCUGCUAA